Messenger RNA from Carcharodon carcharias (great white shark), 4998 nucleotides. RefSeq names its product FA complementation group A (gene fanca). The record is from RefSeq and is a predicted model, not a curated record. Gene Ontology annotation, biological process: interstrand cross-link repair. The transcript is spliced from 44 exons. NCBI's taxonomy places the organism in Eukaryota, Metazoa, Chordata, Chondrichthyes, Lamniformes, Lamnidae. Bases 16 to 4413 code for a protein of 1465 amino acids. Gene Ontology annotation, cellular component: Fanconi anaemia nuclear complex.
GGAGAGAGAAAGAAGAUGCAAAACAGCAGCAGAAUGUCUGGUGUUACCUCCGAUAAUCUAUCCUGUUCCCCUGAUAUGACUCAGAGGAAGACACUCCCACAAUUGUUGGGUACAAGACCCCGCAGGCAUAGACAGAGAUGCUCUUCGGAACUUCAACUGAAAGAGACCGUGAUUCAAUUUAUGAGGCAUCAUCAGAACCUUGGUGACCUACUCCUAGAGGUAAAUGGGUCGAUGAGUUUAUCUUGCCAUGGUAAAGUCAACUCUGAGGAUCAUGAUGCCAAUACUCCUGGUAGAAGUCCUUUUAUAGCCUCACUUCUACAAGAGCAGGCUUUGCAGAUGGACCUGUCUGUUGGACUUCUAUCUGCCAGAGCAGCCAUGGAGCAAGUUCAACAAAUUAUGCAACUUGGGGUUAUGCCUAAACGUGCUGUUAUAUUGGAUUCAGUUCAACGUAGUAUGCUUGCCUGUUUACUUCAGAAUAUGCAAGAACUGUUGUCCUCCAAUAUCCUCAGCCGACUGCAAUUCUGUGAGGAAAUUUGGAAAGCAAAGGAACUACUGACUCUAGAAAUUAUUUGGCAUUUGCACAAGAAGAACAUUGUGAGCCUUGAAGAGCUGGUAGUGAGUAACCCUGAUGCAACUGCUGUGAUAAUCUGGCUCUUCAAUGAUCUGUGCCUCCUUUGUUUGGGAACUGAAGAUGAUUGCCAACAUGAAGAUAUACAGAGGCAGAUAUUAUCAGAUAUUGUGACUGUGUUAGUAAGAAAUGGAUUUCAGGAAAUAAAUGUUGUGGGGUCAGAUCCUAAAGUGCAGCACUUUCCACAGAUCUGUUUUACAGUGUUGGACAGAAUGAUUCCAUGGUUACUGGAUAAUGUGUGGAACGAAAGGGAAAAAGAAGUUGCUGCUGGACAGAAAGCAGCUCAAUUCUGGCUGAGUAUGUUUGAUGUGGCGUCGUUCCAUGGUGCCAUCUCUCUGGAUUCACUAAAGAAGUUCUUCCACCAUGCACUAACACAGAUUCUCACCUACAAUCCUGUACUUGAAGCAUCUGAUGCCAUUCGCAUGCAGGGAGAAUGGUGCUUUGCUAAAACAGGGCCUCUUCUAAUAACGUUAUACAGAAAGCUGUUUGUACUAUUUAGCGCAGAGGAGCUGAUAACUCAUUUUCAGCAAGUUCUGGAGACCCAUGAGGUUAACUGGCAGAAUGUACUAUCCUGUGCUUCUACACUGUUGGUGUGCCAACCACAGACCCAACAGCAUUUGAAAGAACUGCUGGCUAGGUUGCUGAUUAAUUCCUUUGAGAAUUACGAGUUGGAGAGUAUCAUCACUGCUUUUCUCCUUGCACGCCAGGCUGCACUAGAAGGACCAGCUGUUUUCAUCAGCUAUUCUGAAUGGUUCAAGAACUCCUUUGGGUCUGCAAGCGGUUACCAUGGCAGUAGCAAGAAGUCUCUAAUUUUCCUACUGAAAUUCUUGACCGACCUGGUGCCAUUUGAAACUGCACAAUACCUGAAGGUUCAUAUCUUAUAUCCUCCAUAUGUGGCAUCAAAGUAUCGCAUUAUGCUUCUGGAAUAUAUCUCUCUGGCUAAAACUCGACUUUCAGAUCUGCAGGUGUCAAUUGAGGAGUUGGGUCUGUAUGAGGACCUAUCAACAGCUCAUGCUCCCCCUAAGCCCCAGUGUCAAGCCAUGCAGGAUGUUGAAAGAGCUAUUCUAAUAUUUGAAAACAGUGGAAAGAUCCCGGCCAGUGUAAUGGAAGCAAGCAUUUUCCGAAGGCCCUAUUACUUGACAAGGUUUUUGCCUGCUCUUCUUGCCCCUCGUGUGCUGCCUGUCUCCCAGGAUUCACGCAUGGUCUUUAUUGACUCUCUGAAAAAAGUGGAUAAAAUACCAGACAGUGUGUACUCGAGCUAUGUUCACGCGUGUGAAAGAGAGGAACAACUCCGGCUUGAAGGUGCUGCUAUGUCUGAGGAAAUGCAGCAUCCAGUGGAGCCGAUUGGAGUACUGACAACUGCUCUUGAAGAGCUGAGCAAAGUGGCUACUAAUCCAAGCAAUAGUGGCGUUGUUUCUGCUCAGAUCGCUGUAAUCUCUGGUCAGCUGAAAACUAUGAUAGACGAUGAUGAUUAUGGCGAUUGCGCUGCACUGGAUAAACCAAUCCAAUUAGACGCUGCCGUACAUAAAUUUGGUCCUCUGGAAUUAGAGGUCAGAGACCUUCUGUUGAAGAGUUUUUGUCAGACAUUUCUUAUAGCAACAAAUUUCAACGUGCCACAGAGACAAAGUGAAUGGGCCUCUCUGUUUGUGAAAAUGUUGUGUGGUCACAGGAGAUUUUUACAUGCAGUUCUUACACGAGUCCUGCAUCUGACCAGUCACCAGGGUUCUUCUCUUGCUGAUGUCCAUGUUUUAGGACUGGCUGCUUUCACAGUUCACCUACACAUCUUGCAAACCUCUCUGUCACUGGUGAACUUCAGUGUACAUUCAGCAGAGCCAGCCAGUAAAGAAGGAGUUUCCUUUGCUGAGUACCUAAACCAGUUCCUAACCUGUUGCACUGGAGAAUUUUCAAUAUUCUGUAUGAGGUUUUGUACAGCAGCAGUUACUUAUGCAGUCUGCUUAUCAACAUCAUCAUCAAUUGAUAUUAUAAAACAGUCUGUUCCUUCUGGGUUCGUGCAAAAGCUACAGUAUAUAAUUCCACGACUGAUUCCAGAGGCUCGGCAAGAACAGGGCGAAGUAGUGGAACCUACAUGGCAUAAUCUUGAAGGUCUUCAUAUAAAUUGGACCACUGCAGCUCUUUCAGUAUUUAAACACCGUACAUUUAAGGAACUUGUGAGGAUGAAAGGCCUCCAGCUAACGUUCCAUGAUUGGUUGAUGUCUGAACUGGCUGUCCAACCAGAUAACGAUCUGCUAUCUGACCUAGAAAGACAAGAUUAUCAGCAUUGGGCCUGUUACCAACUUUAUCUGCCAUCUCCCAUUUCUUCAGGAGGAUGUGGAGGGGAUUUAAUGACUGGUUGCAGGAUUAUUAUCAAUGCAUUAAUGGAUUUCUAUAAAAGAACUAAGGUGCAGUAUUGCAAAGAGUCUGACUGUUCAGAGCUUCCUUCACUCAGUAGAUCAUGCUAUGAAAGUAUUAUUUGUCGACUGCAGGAGAUGGUAUUUGAUCAGGAGAAAGUAUGGGCAAAGGCACAAGGUAAAAGUCCAUCACUCGAAACUGACCAUUUUCUCCUGGAUGUGUUUCAAGACAGACUGCCAAGGCUGGAAUUGUCAAACAUGAGCAAGGCGUUAGAGCACCAGACUGAAUUGCAAGUAUUUGUCAGAAUUCUAGUGGCACUACCUCCCAGUUUGUUGUUCAGAACUCACAAAGACAGACUAAAGACAACUUUGGAAUGUGAGGCGUUCUUUCACUUUACAAAUACAGAACUGAGGAACGACUACUCAAAGGAACUUGUGAUUCCCUUUGGCAUUACCUUCCACUUCUUCAGAGGUUUACUUAAUACUUGUGUCGAAUGUGAAGAACCAGAUUGUGUUGUUGCUGAAGUUCUGAACAAGGCCAGAGCACACUGUCCUUUGCUCUUCUUAUCCGCAACGUUUUGGUGGCUGAGACUCGAGCCAGUGCUGAUCACACAAUGGAAACAGUUUAGUGAUACUUCGCUUCCCAGAGAACUACAGAAGAUGGUAGACAACCAGUGCUGGGCCAACAGGUUACUUUCAGGGAAAAUGGAAAGUCCUCCAUCUGAUAGUCCCUGGAUUCUUGGUGCCUUUUUAUACUUUACUUUGCAAAGGAAGGUUGGGUUGACGAUCCUUCCGACAAUAAUGAGAGAGAUCUGUGCUGAAAAUGAGCUGGUUUCAGUGCUGUAUCUCAGUUUGAUGGAUUUGAUCUCGUCCCUAUUGCAACCGAAGAAGGAAUCCUCAGGUUUAACUGUUACACUAAAAACAUGUGCUGAUCUGAUCACGGUUUUGGAGGAGCAGAACAAAUCUUGGCUUAAUAUAUUUUUGGCAGCAAACAAGGAUCGUGGGCCACACCAGAUCCUGUACAGCAUGAUCUCUGACAUGGAAAUUAAACUUCUCCCUGUUGCCUUCUACAGCCUUAUUCCUGGUCUGGAUCCAAAGCUGCUUUCUUCCAUCAUCAAACAUGCAGAUUUCCUGUCAGUUGCCAUCAUUCUGUAUACUGCAAUGGUCAAUCACUUCCUUGAUGGAGAAGAUAUAAUCUUAGCCUCAGAUCAGUGUGAUUUACAAAGCUCCAAGCAGCCUGACCCUUUGGGAUUAAUAACACGAGGGCGUCAGUUCCUCCUUCGCACAAUUCCACAAUGUCCUGUUCAGAACAUUUCACAGAACAGGCUACAGGCUGCUUGUAAGGACAUUGAUCCAGAGCUGAAAGCUGCAAUUAAUCAUCAUCAUCAGCAGCCCUGCAAUAGUGAUGGACUGUACUCGGAACCAACUAUUCUAUAAAGAAUAAGACGGACACAAUUCAAAUUUAACAUGUUUGCAGUUUUACAAGAUUGCUCCUCAAGGUGUUGAAAAUGAGUAACCACUGGAUGGAUAUAUAUUUCAGCAUUCAUACAAAAACAAAAAGCUUUCCAUGUUUACUUGCCUGUGGCAAUCAAAAGGUUUCUGGACUAUAAAUGGAAUGAUCUUUAAAUUUGCAUUACUCGCCAAAAGCAUUGCAGAGUUUGAGCUUUAUUAAAAAGUGAAGUCAUGGUGAUAUUUUGAAAUAUGCAGAGAAUUGGUUCAAAGUACUUUAUGCAAUAACAUUAAAAAAGUAAUUGGAUGUUUUAUUAAACAUUGCCUCUCUAGAAUUCAGUGGGCAGUUCCAACAUUCCAGCCACAUUAUUCUUGUAAAACUAAAAUGUCAAUCUUGUUCCAGGAAUCAACUUUGUCAUCUAGUCUAUUGCAUAACUUGUGGUAACUAGCAGUAUAGUCUGCAGAACUGUCUUUAGGCGUUAUUUAAUGAACAGGAUCCGAUUUUUCUCUGAUCGUGAAAAUUUGAGAUGAAGGGACUGAUUUUGGAGUUUUUAUUUGGCUAUGAACUGAUUU